Messenger RNA from Paramisgurnus dabryanus, 1367 nucleotides. RefSeq names its product succinate-CoA ligase GDP/ADP-forming subunit alph (gene suclg1). Gene Ontology annotation, molecular function: succinate-CoA ligase (ADP-forming) activity; succinate-CoA ligase (GDP-forming) activity. Lineage: Eukaryota; Metazoa; Chordata; Actinopteri; Cypriniformes; Cobitidae. Gene Ontology annotation, cellular component: mitochondrion; succinate-CoA ligase complex (ADP-forming). Gene Ontology annotation, biological process: tricarboxylic acid cycle. The record is from RefSeq and is a predicted model, not a curated record.
UUUUUUUACAGGCAUCUAGAAGGACUACUAACCACGCUGACGUUUAGGUCCAUGUCUGUCCUGUGUCAUUGGUGAAUGACCGAAGAUGUCUCACAGCAGGUUGUUUGCCCGGUUGCUCUUGCAGCAGGCAGGGGUGAGACACUGUUAUACUGGCAACAGGAAGAACCUCUACAUCAACAAGAACACUAAGGUCAUUUGUCAAGGCUUUACAGGAAAACAGGGCACGUUUCACAGUCAGCAGUCUCUGGACUAUGGCUCUCAGCUAGUAGGAGGGGUCUCCCCAGGCAAAGGGGGCAAAACUCACCUGGGGCUGCCAGUCUUCAACUCUGUCAAAGAGGCUAAGGAUGGCACUGGAGCCGACGCCUCUGUGAUCUACGUGCCACCUCCUUUCGCGGCGGCUGCCAUCAUCGAGGCGAUAGAUGCGGAGGUGCCGCUGGUGGUCUGCAUCACAGAGGGAAUCCCUCAGCAAGACAUGGUGCGUGUAAAGCACAAGCUGCUCCGCCAGAACAAGACCCGCCUCGUCGGCCCCAACUGUCCUGGUGUUAUCAAUCCUGGCGAAUGCAAAAUUGGUAUCAUGCCUGGACACAUCCACAAGAAAGGAAGAAUUGGUAUUGUAUCUAGAUCGGGCACCCUUACAUAUGAAGCAGUCCAUCAAACCACACAAGUGGGCCUUGGACAGUCGUUGUGUGUUGGCAUCGGCGGAGACCCGUUUAAUGGCACUAACUUCAUUGACUGUCUAGAGGUGUUCCUGCAGGACCCCAAAACCGAGGGCAUCAUUCUGAUCGGAGAGAUCGGAGGAAAUGCAGAGGAGAAUGCAGCAGAGUACCUAAAACAGCACAACUCCGGUGCCAGUGCUAAGCCAGUGGUGUCAUUCAUCGCUGGCCUGACGGCUCCUCCUGGAAGGAGAAUGGGGCACGCUGGAGCCAUCAUCGCCGGAGGCAAAGGGGGUGCCAAAGAGAAGAUCGCCGCCCUGCAGUCGGCGGGAGUCGUUGUCAGCAUGUCUCCAGCUCAGCUGGGCAGUACCAUUUUCAAGGAGUUUGAAAAGAGGAAGAUGUUGUAACUUGUGGGAGCGUAACAAACAAACUGCCCUCCCCGCCCAAGGACCUUCUUCCCAGCCGGAGUCCAUCAACUUCCACGGGACUCCACAAUGCGCACACUUUUGUGUUAUGAGUUGAUUAUGUCGCAUAUUUGCAUCGAAAAUCAAACCAUUUCAAAGUUUAUCACAGCCUUCAUGUUAAAGGGUGUACGGCGCAGAAACAUGUCCACUGUAAUCCCGCCACACUUGGUGCAAUGUGUUGCUUUUUGUGAUUAACUUUACGCUGUUUUAAUGUCCCUGAAACUGAAAAUAUAUCUCAUAUUCUGUGAUA